AUGGCGGACCGCGAGAUCGAGGAGCUGGAGGCGGCCAUCAAGGUACGCGGCGCGACCCGCGCCAGCCGCCGCCCCAAGGAUCUCGCCGCCGCCGACAAUCGAUGUCCGCCCGCUUCCUCUCUCACCCCCCAACCCCCCUUCCCCCACUCCCGACAGGCGACCGCCCCGGAGAAGGGCACUAAUCCACUCGCGGUGGCACCGCGUAAGUCAAGCGAGAAGGGCCUCGGCGCCUCCCUCGUCGGGGUGCGCAAGUUCAAGGACAUGCCCCUCUCGGAGGCGACGCAGCGAGGACUCGCGGACGCACGCUUCAAGGAGCUCACCGCCAUCCAGCGCGCGACCAUCCCGCACGCGCUCGCCGGCCGAGACAUCCUCGGUGCCGCCAAAACCGGCAGCGGCAAGACCCUCGCGUUCAUCGUUCCCACCCUGGAGGCCCUCUACCGGGCCAAGUGGGGCCGGCAGGACGGCAUCGGCGGCCUCAUCAUCGCGCCCACGCGCGAGCUCGCCACGCAGAUCUUCCAGCAGCUCGUCGCCGCGGGCAAGCACCACUCCCUCAGCGCGGGUCUCUUGAUCGGGGGUAAGAACGUCAAGGAAGAGAAGGACACGGUGAACAGGAUGAACCUGCUGGUGUGCACCCCGGGAAGGCUCCUGCAGCACAUGGACGAGACUCCAAUGUUCGACUGCGUCUCGCUCAAGGUGUUGGUGCUGGACGAGGCGGACCGUAUCCUGGACUUGGGAUUCCGCGAGACCCUCACCGCCAUCUUGGAAAACCUUCCGAAGAAGGGGAGGCAGACGCUGCUGUUCAGCGCGACGCAGACGAAGAGCGUGAAGGACCUGGCGAGGCUGAGCAUGAGAGACCCGGAGUACCUGGCGGUGCACGCGGAGAGCGCUCACGCGACGCCGCCCAAGCUCUCGCAGAUGGUGGCGACGUGCGAGCUGGACAAGAAGAUGGAGACGAUGUGGGCGUUCAUCAAGUCGCACCUCACGAGCAAGACGCUGGUGUUUCUCAGCUCGUGCAAGCAGGUGCGAUUUGUGCACGAGAUGUUCCGGCGGAUGCGACCGGGCAUCCCCGUCGCGAUGCUCCACGGGCGGAUGAAGCAGAUGAAGCGCAUGGCCACGUUCGACGCUUUCUGCAAGGCGAAACACACCGUGCUGUUCGCAACGGACGUGGCCGCGCGCGGUCUCGAUUUUCCGUCCGUGGACUGGGUUCUACAGGCGGACUGCCCCGAGGAUGUGCCGUGUUACAUUCACCGCGUGGGUCGAACCGCUAGAUACACCGCCGAGGGCAAAGGCCUGCUGCUGUUGACCCCCUCCGAAUCCGCGUUCGCGAAGGAACUCGCCGCGGCUAAGGUCCCGCUGAAGACCAUGAAGCUGAACCAGGCCAAGAAUCAGAAGAUAACGAGCUCCAUUCAGGGUUUGCUGGGCAAGGACACCGAGCUCAAGUACCUAGCGCAGCGGGCGGUCGUGAGCUACCUGCGAAGCAUCUACCUGCAGCCGAACAAGGACGUGUUCGACGUCAACGCACUAGACGUGGAGGCGUACGCGCACUCCAUGGGCUUACCCAACCCGCCCAGGCUCAGGUUCCUGAAGAGCCAGAAGGGCGCCGGUAAGAACGGCAAAAAAGAGGAGGAUAGCGACGAUAGCGAGGGCGACGAUAGCGAGAGCGAGGAGGCGCCCGCGCGGGCCGAGCCCCCCAGGGCCAAGGCGCGAGACGACGAUGAUUCCGACGGCGACGAGGACGACGGCGACGAGGACGACUCCGACGAGGACGACUCCGACGAGGAGGACGACAAGACCAAAUCCGCCGGCGUCCUCAAGAGGGGUAAGCUGCGGAUAAAGCAGGGCGGGCACGGCGCGAACGAGCGCGUCGUCUUCGGCGAGGACGGCGAGGCGAUGGCGCCGCUCGAGGCUCUCGGGGUCAAAUCCAGGGCCGACGGUCCCGUUCCCGACGGCGGCGAGGAGCUCGCGGCGGCGGCCAAGGCGCACUACGACAAGAUCCGCGCCGAGCGGCUCAGGGCGGACAAGGCGGACAGGCUCCGCGAGAAGGAGCGUUUGCGGGACAUUCGAAACAAGGAGCGGAUGAAGCGUCGAAAGGCGGAUGGACUGACACAGUCGGACUCGGACGACGACGGCGACGAGGAGGCGGGAGCUCGACUCGGCGGCGCGUCAGAUUCGGACGGCUCCGAGUCGGAAUCGGAAUCCGAGGAGCCGGGCAAACGACGAAAGGUGGACGUCGCCGUCGCGGGGAUGGCGACGAAAGACGAGACCGUGGAGAGCAUGGAGGAGCGCGCGCUGCGUCUGCUGCAGGGAAAAUGA
Messenger RNA from Micromonas commoda, 2313 nucleotides. RefSeq lists its product with no specific name. The record is from RefSeq and is a predicted model, not a curated record. Lineage: Eukaryota; Viridiplantae; Chlorophyta; Mamiellophyceae; Mamiellales; Mamiellaceae. Gene Ontology annotation, biological process: rRNA processing. Bases 1 to 2313 code for a protein of 770 amino acids. Gene Ontology annotation, molecular function: RNA helicase activity; nucleic acid binding; ATP binding. Gene Ontology annotation, cellular component: nucleus. The transcript has 2 exons.